CCAAACUCACAGACCCAGAACCAGAACAACCCCCGAUGGCUCAUCCUCCCCGUCAUCCGGACCCGCAAACUGGACUGUAGCUCCGCGCAGGGGGCGCUUUAAAAACUGAGCCACUUUUGUUGUUGUUGUUUUUUUUAUUUUUGCCAUUUGUGGAGCUUUUCUCCUCCUCCUCCGCUCUUUGACAACAAACCCAGGAAGAAUCGCGCAGCGAUGACAGCCGUGAUUCCUCCACCUAUAAGUUGCUGAGACUUCAACCUCCGUCGAUCUUGCAUCUGAUUGCUGACGCUUCUAGAAAUAUGCAAAGGAGAUACAGGAUGAAAUUGGUUUUAAUAGCAGCCUUACUUGGACUGGCCGAAGCUGUGGCCUCUCAGCGCAACUGUCCGUCGGGCCAGAACACGACCAGCGGAGAAUGCUGCAGGCAGUGUCCACCCGGCGAGGGCGUCGUCACGCCCUGCGGCGCCAAACAGACCGAGUGUGCGGCGUGUCUUGACAGUGAAACCUUCUCAGAAAGCUUCAGCCACACAGAGAAAUGUCAACUUUGCACGAAAUGCACAGGCCUGCUCCGCAUGAGCACGCCCUGCACCGACUCCAACGACGCCAUUUGCACAUGCAACUACGGCUACUACCACAACAAAAUCACGGAGCGGUGCGAAGCCUGCACCAAAUGUCCCGAAGGCCAGGGGAUGCUGUACAGCUGCGGGUCGGACCACGACACGGUGUGUGAGUCGUGCGACGACGACACUUUCUCGGACCAGGAUAGUUUCAGGGACCCUUGCAUCCCCUGCACAACUUGUGAUGAGGGAGAUGAGGUGCUGCAGGACUGCAGUCCUGUCAGCGACACCGUUUGCCAAUCAAACUACCCAGCGCUGACAUCCACGCCUUAUCCUAGCUUCCCAGAGAUGUUUGAGGAAUACAGUAUGGUAGAAAACCUCCCACCAGAGGCGCCGAGUCCCAACACCACCACCGCCGCCACCAAUGGAGACUCCAAAGAAAGGCUCUACCAGGGGAUUAAUGACAAACUCAUCCCCAUAUACUGUUCCAUCCUGGCAGCUGUCGUUGUGGGUCUUGUGGCCUUCAUCAUCUUUAAGAGGUGGAACAGCUGUAAGCAGAACAAGCAAGGAGCCAACAACUGCACGACCAACCCGAACCAGACUCCGUCUGCAGAGGGAGAGAAGCUCCACAGCGACAGCGGCAUUUCUGUGGACAGCCAAAGUCUGCAGGAGCAGCAGGGACAGACUCAGUCACAAACAGUUGUGACCAUCGAUGAAGAACCGUGUCUGCUCCUUCCUCUCCACACUAGAGAGAAAGUGGAGAAGCUGCUUUUCCAGGGCAGCGAAGGGGAAAACUGCGACCACAUGCAGGACAGCGACUGGUGCAGCCUGGCAGGCCUCCUCGGAUAUGAGGAAGAGCGAAUUGCGACCUUCCAGCAGGAAGAGCAUCCCGUCCGAGCGCUGUUGUCCGACUGGGCGAGGAAGGACUGUGCAAGCGUCGACGCGUUGUGCACAGCGCUCCGCAAGAUCAACCGUGAUGACAUAGUGCAAAGUUUGGUGCUCAGCCCGAGCGGCACAAAGCCCACUGCGACCUCUGUGGUGUAGCGUCUCUCCGUUCCUGUCCGAAACAACUUAACACCUGGACCUUAACAUUGAAAUAUUCCAAAUACAGCAUCUUAGAUUAUGCCACAUAAUUCCUGCUGCAGCUGCUUGACACAAUAUUUUGAUAAUGCAACUCAGAGAGAUGAUCCUAGUAACCCCUUUAUCAUGUUAUAAAUCACUCUGAAUCUGAAACAAAUGAGCAAAAAAAAGCAAAGUUAGGUUUUCCAAAUUACUUAAACUUGCAGACAAUGGGAAAUUAAAGCGAUUUAAAAAUAGGAAAGACACGUUUUACUUUAAAUUAUGGGGACAUCAGGUUUAAAUCCUCUGACUGAACUCACAGUGGAGUAGUUGUCUGCUUUGAACACAAACUUUUGUGGAUAACUUGCUCUUUCUCUUUCUCUUCAUAUGUUUGUAUUUUCUGUGCACCUUCCACUUAUUACAUUGUCUUUUUUUUUUUUUUACGUCUAUGUUACCAAAGAAGCUGAAGUGUUUUUCAGACCCAACCUGUUCAGUGACAUUAUUCACACGCCCUGUCAGACUUUUUAAAUUUAACUCGGCUUGCGUCUGUAACUACUGUGCCUGUUUCUUCUACUGGAUGAAGAAGUAUCUGGAUUGACAACCUGAGGAGUUUCUGAUGGACUCUUUUCAAGUGAACCUGCUUCCUCGCUCCCUUAUUAUUAGUACUAUUGGAUAACAGCGCAAAGCAGCAGUGGUUGAGGAUGUUAUCUCCACAUCACUCCAUCUACUUCUGCCGACUCUUGUUUUGUUGAUUCUCCCUGAGGCGCUGUAAAAAGUGAAGCCUGUUGUUAUGUAGGCCUCAGCUUGCUUUUAACCGCUCAAACAUCAUUCCAGUAUCACAGUUUCUCAUUCUUACCCUGAAAAUGGUAGAAACUCUGUAAAAAUCCUAUGUACUAUAUUUACAUGACAAACAAGUAGAUACAAAUGUAGAUUUAGUUGACGUACAUACACUCCUACAGUCUGUAGCCCUGCAUGCAUGUACUGUGCUCAACAAACAUACAUUUGCAUUCAAAAGUUAAUGAUGAUAAAACAAGAAAACCAUAUUCAGCCUCAUAUAUGGCAUCGCGCACUCAACCGAGGGACCAUACACUGUUUAUUGUUCAUAUUUGUGGCAAUUUGUUCAUUGAUCCUAAAAGUGUUUGGUUGCUUUUGUUGGUCACAGGCAGGAAAUAAUGCUGACCAACUUAUUGCUGUUUUAUAUGAACACUUAGCUGACUCAAGACAUAAAGCUGCAGUCUACAAUAUAUUUACAACUUCCUCUGGCUUGACAUUUUGCUCUACACAAAGUCUAUUGAGGCGCGUUGACGAUGCGUCAAAUUCGCUCAAGCCGUUGUUUUCUGUUGCUGGCCUAUUUGUUGGACGCAUUGGACACGCUUGACGCGUCAAACGGUUCCAAAGGCGCCACAAUAGAUGCGUGAAACGCGACCGGACAUCGACGCACCUCCACAUAGACUUUGAACGUAAACCAGAUCCGCCUGAUGCUCGAAACACAUUUGGUGUGUUUUGAGCACCACGACUUUAGCAAUUUCUUCUGUUUUGAAAUGAUCCGUUGAUAACUCAGUACGCACUUCAGAGGUGCAGCAGCCAAGACAGUCUCUCUUUUCUCUCAUUUUAAACCGUCAGAAACACUUCUCCCAAAUAAACUCCAAAAAUGUAGAAUCUAGAAUAGAAUUCUCAGGGACGUCCACUCCAAUCUCAAACGCUCUGACGUGACCAAAGAUGCCAUUAUUCUUGCGACUGACAAUCCUUAAAGCUGAUUGAUUAGAGACAGAAACUGGUCAGCAGAAGAGGAAGAAAAAAGAAGGAGAGGGGAGUUUCACUUCUUCUUUGUUUGAGACAAUGAAUGGCGAAUAAAGGGCAGACCAGCUGGGACAAAAGUCACAGGAUGCAUGAGAGAAACGGAGAAGUCUCAGAUUACUUCAGUCAAUGCAAAGGAGAAACCCAGGCCUACAUGUUAAACAACUUGUUCAGAUGUAAGCAUGUUGAUUUAUUUUCCUUUGUUUUAUUUGAAUUUAAGAAAAUAGUUUCUUCAUCUCAUGUUAUAUCUUAUUUUUUUACAACUGCGUUGCAUUUUUUUGUUCACUGUUCACCAGAAGACACAAACGUAGCGCUAACUCACCCGACUUUCCCACUCGAAGCACAGAUUACUAUUAUUGACUUGUACACUGAGCAUAUUGUUGGUCUGUUACUUUAUAUGAAGGUAUUCUUACUCCUACUACUAGUUCUCCUAACAAGCAACUUUAAAUGGUAUUACAUUUCUGUUUUUGAUUUUAGCACUUAAAUGUGUAAUCAUUUAUGUUUUAUGCAUCACAAGUGCCUGAGAACUAUUUCAGGUGUAUGUUGGUGUACAUUUAUUGUUUUAAGGAAUUUGUAAGUGUAAUUCUAGGUUUUUAUACCUGUAAAUAAUUUGUCUUUGUUGUUUCUUUGUAGUUUUGUUGAAGCAUUGGAGGCAACACUGUAAAUGUAAACAGGGCUUAUGUUCUAAACUUGUUUGUUUAAGUAAAUAGCAAAAGGAAAUUGACUUCAUUUAUAAUUAUUGACCAUCGGGUAUCUUAAAAUUAAGAAGACAAAAUUCAAAGUUAGAUUUAGAUUUAAAAAAAGAAGCAUUAUCAGGUGUUUUAGCAAAUACACGGUAGUUGAUGUGGUUUACCAUGUUGUAUGCAUAAACAUACAAAAAAGAGAAAUUUCACAACCAAAGAGCAACAAUUUCUCAUAAAAAGCCUAAUGAAGCUAAAUGAGGCAUUUCUGUACUAUCCUAUUAGUGCCAUAUAGUAAAUUUUGUUUAAUUGUGAAUAAGUUAUGAGAGAAGAUGCAUGCACCACUUUUAAACUCUGAAAAUCUGCAAUUAUAAAUUUGUUAAUGUAACUGCAGGGAGGCAUGGAUGUGAACUAUUUAUGCUAAUUUUACUACUUUAUUCAAUUUCCAAAUUGAAAAAGCAAGCCUUCUUUUCCCUUAAAGUAAAAAGUAUUUUAUCAUUUAUGUCCAGAUGAGGUCGUCUGCAAAAGUUUUCAGUUCUGGUGGUUGUGUUGUAGUAUCCAUACAUGUGCACUAUUACUAGCUGUAGCAUAAAAAAAUCAACAUUAUAUCACAUAUUACAAAUAAAUUACAAAACAUUCCCAGACUGGAAUAUUUGAAACAUUUGCACCAGCAAAAGUAUAAUUCAGUUUAAGCCUCUAAAUGAGCUACAAUAUUACAAUAUGACAUAAAAAAAUACAUUAGAGAGAGAAAUUUUAGUUAUUCAUCCUUAUAAUGUCUAAGGGAUUUCUCGUCCUCAUACUGAUCAUCUGUGGUUCUGCAUGUAUCUUGGUUUAUUUAAAUUAUGUCAAACAAUAUAAAGGACUUUUAUUUCUCGCCGUUUCUGCCUAAGACGCUGGUCUACCUGUACAGUUGAAGGUGAAUGUGAUGAUAUUGCACUUGAGACACAAGUUACAACCUAAUUAUGCAAAAAGGGACUAAAAAAUAUAGGUUGGAGUGAGAGAAUAAGGGAGAAAAACUGUGUUUUGGGUAAAAACAACAAACCCUGAUAGUGAACAGUGAUGGGAAUGACAGUAAACCAGAACUGAAUUGUACAGAAACAGUGAAUGUUCCAUGUAUACUCACACAUGUACUGUCUUAUACUGAAUGUGAAUUUGCUUUGAGUUCUACAAUAGACAAGCAGUAAAUAAAGCUCUUUAAUUCA
Molecule: messenger RNA, 5289 nt
Organism: Poeciliopsis prolifica (blackstripe livebearer)
Lineage: Eukaryota; Metazoa; Chordata; Actinopteri; Cyprinodontiformes; Poeciliidae
Gene: ngfrb
Product: nerve growth factor receptor b
Exons: 6
Coding region: 297-1595 (432 amino acids)
Biological process (GO): Rho protein signal transduction
Cellular component (GO): plasma membrane; cell surface
Molecular function (GO): nerve growth factor binding; coreceptor activity; death receptor activity
Source: RefSeq, a predicted model, not a curated record